AUUCAACAGAUGUUAUUAGCAACUGUCAUUCCAUCAAGUACCGCGAUCACGAUACUUCAACACUUCGGAACUCCGAUUGUUCAGUCCGGCGUAGAACACAGAGGCUAUAUAAAACCCAACUACCAUACCUAAUUACAUCAUGGUUUCCCUAUUUGACGUCGCAAUUUCUUUCGCCUAGCUAUAAAACCCUCUUCCGAAUCCCCCUUUUUCCUCAGUGCAAAGGGCUGCUGCUGCAAAGCUUCAAACAGUUUCACUUAGUAUCUUGGAUCAGAUCAUCAAUUCCAUGGUGUCCCACACUAUUCCAAACCCAGGCAAUGCGCCAAAUGUAUCUCACGACGCCCGAGAAGCAUACGAAACCCUCAAAUCUGGCGGGGUCAUUAUCGCCCCGACAGAUGUAGGUUACGCACUUAUGACGAGUACACAGGCCGGAAUUCAGAGGAUCUUCGCCGCCAAAGAUCGUCGACAGGGCCACAACAUUGGUAUCAUUGGAACGUAUCGGCAGCAUCGAGAAAUACACGUGCUGCCGGAGUCCAAGUUUGAGCUUACACGUGUUUUGACGGAAGAUAUGGGGAUGAUAGUCGGCAUCAUCGCCAAAUUCGAUCCUCAGAAUCUUCACCCGCGCUUGGCAGCCCUAGAUAGGGCCACGCUCUCUCAGGUCACAAAGGGAGAUAUGGUCAGCAUUGCAAUUCCAGAGGGGCCUUUUUUGCGGGAGCUCGGCAGGCUUUGCGACACCGACCCCCAGGGCCUGCUGAUGUUCGGGACUUCCGCAAAUCUUACAGGGCAGGGACAGCGAUUCCGCAUUGAAGAUAUUGAACCCGCUGUGCUUGCGCAUGUCGACCUGGUGGUUGAUUACGGUCUGCAGAAGUGGCAUAUUUAUGGCCGCGGCGGGGUUAACUUCGAUGCCGAGAAUAUGAAGGUCUUGCGAAUGGGAGCCGGGUACGAAAUAUUUAGGGACAGGAUCUUGAGAUGGUUCCCUCAGCUGUUGAAAGAAUCCGGCGUUGGCCUUGAAGAGGAUCCGGAGCAUGGGAUCAGGGAGUCGCACGUUGGGGAAUAGACCACUUCAGUCAAAGAAUGGCGAUGGUCAGAAACAAGAGGAUUACUAUAAGAACAUUGGGACGAAUGCGAAUUCUCCUUUUCUGAAAACUUAGGUGUUGCUGGCUUGGGCGAUGGCCAGUGGGACUUUGGUGGUUGCGAUCUUACAAACGAGCGGUAGAGAUAAUUCAUUAGCGACGACAUAUAUGGGCGCCUUGUUGUACACUGUAGCUGGUCUCGCCUGUAUGUUGCCCUGCUCAGUGGUCUUGCCUAAAUAUUUUGUCAUUAGUUUAGUCUAUUUGCCAAAGAAUAAAUGGAGGGUAAUGAAUCAAAUUUAUACUCUUGACUUGCGUCUAAUUUCAGGUUAUAUUUGUACGCCCCGUUUGACACGAGGAAAUGACUACGUUAGGAUGUGUAUAGUGUGAUAACAUGAGUCGGUCCAUGGAUACUUAAUGAUACUGCAUCAGACAUGAUAUUCAAGGUGCAUCAUGCUCGCAUACAUUCUUCAGACCAGCGUCAAUCUGCCACUCAAUGCUGGGAGGGUUUCGUCUUUCUCAAAGUCCCAUACUCCUCUCGACCUUCCUCCUUCUUGCCGUUAUUCCCUGCUUGCGACCUCUAAGCUGGAACAACUCCAUUGUAACCAAGAGAAAAAGUGCUUACUCAAGUAUCUGGAGAACGUUCACCAUUAGGGUAGGGAAAAAGAAGGCGGAGGGGUGACGGAAGGGUCAGUAUCAAAGGAAAAGCAGUAUCGUCAUCGACUCGAAGAACCGGAUCGUACAUGAAAGGACGGGGAGAAGUAUGGACUGUAUCUUUGUUGUGCAGUGUCGCUAUUUUUUUGGUUUGCAUUCACCAGCAAUCUAAGUGCUAAGCCACAUGCAUACUUGA
Cryptococcus deneoformans JEC21 is the source of this 1917-nucleotide messenger RNA. RefSeq names its product expressed protein. Lineage: Eukaryota; Fungi; Basidiomycota; Tremellomycetes; Tremellales; Cryptococcaceae. Gene Ontology annotation, molecular function: double-stranded RNA binding; nucleotidyltransferase activity; tRNA binding. Bases 284 to 1054 code for a protein of 256 amino acids. Gene Ontology annotation, cellular component: cytoplasm. Gene Ontology annotation, biological process: regulation of translational fidelity. The record is from RefSeq and is a predicted model, not a curated record. The transcript is spliced from 5 exons.